Messenger RNA from Akanthomyces muscarius, 687 nucleotides. RefSeq lists its product as uncharacterized. Lineage: Eukaryota; Fungi; Ascomycota; Sordariomycetes; Hypocreales; Cordycipitaceae. The coding region runs from base 1 to 687 and encodes 228 amino acids. The record is from RefSeq and is a predicted model, not a curated record. Gene Ontology annotation, cellular component: extracellular region. The transcript is spliced from 2 exons.
AUGAGCCUGUUGAGGAGUUGGAAUUGUAUAAAAAGAUGUCGAUUUUCCCACCAGAAUGGAAAGAAUUUCAACAUCAACCAAGCUCUACUUCCACCUAUCAGCUUACACAUCACUCUCAAAAUGAUUGCCGACGUUUUCUCCAAGGCUGCCGUUCUGGCGCUCGCCGCCGUGGCCUCUGCUUCGCCCGUCUCGGUCGAGGCCCGCGACAUUGAGGCCCGCGAGCACGACGACUUCAAGAACCAGAUGCUCGCCGCACACAACUGGUACCGCGGACAGCACUCAGCCGCUCCUCUGCAGUGGGACAACAACCUCGCCAACAAUGCGCACGCCUGGGCUGCCAGAUGCUCCGAGAACCCUCGCCACCAGCCCAACGACCCGCACGGUGAAAAUAUCGCCUGGGGCGGCGGCUGGUCUUCCUCUUACGGCUGGGCCAACCUCUGGGGCCACGAGCGCACCCAGUACAACUUCAACCAGCCCGGCUUCAACGGCAACACGGGUCACUUCACCCAGCUUGUGUGGAAGAGCACCAAGCGCGUCGGCUGUGGUUGGGCCAAGUGCGCCUACGGCAACAACGUCGUCUGCGAGUACGACCCUGCGGGCAACAUCGUCGGCAACAACAACAAGUACUUCAAGGACAAUGUCGGCCGCCAGACCAAGGGCAACCCCAACGACCAGUACCACCCUUAG